CUGCUGGUUCCCAGACCCUCAGAGCUCCAGGACACCCAGUCUCUGUGCAGCCUCCGGCCCAGACGCAGCAGCCCAGACGCGGACGCACACGCCGCCCCGGUCUCCUCCUCCUCCUGGAGCUCCACCGCUGCUCUGGAUUAGUGACGGACCAGAAGGACCCUGGUGGCUUUUACAGAGGACCGGUUAGGAUUGAAGGACAUAGGACUUCGGUCCUGUCCGGGUGGACUACAGACGUGUUCUGGAUCUGAGGCAGCUUCAUUUGGGAACUUCAGGAAACUCUGGGUCAGUUUGAAGGGACAUGAAUGGACUUUAGUCCUGGAUGGGUGGACUCUGAGGACGGGAUGGUGUCUGGACCUGAUGGACUCCCACUGUCACUUCAUUUAGAAUCUGGAUUCAAUCUGGUUUAGAUCUGGAUUCAAUGUGUUUUAGAUCUGGAUUCAAUCUAGUUUAGAUCGGGAUUCAAUCUGGUUUAGAUCUGGUUUAGAUCUGGUUUAGAUCUGGUUCUGAUCCAGUUAUAAUCCAGUUUUAAUCUGGUUCUGAUCCAGUUGUAAUCUGGUUCUAAUCCAGUUGUAAUCUGGUUCUAAUCCAGUUGUAAUCUGGUUCUGAUUGAGUUUUAAUCCAGUUUUAAUCUGGUUUUGAUCCAGUUUGAAUCCAGUUGUAAUCUGGUCGUCAUGGCGCCGUCCGUCAGCCUCUGCUUGUGCUUGUGUUUGUUUUUCAACGCUGCUCGAAGCGUGGACCUGGACGACAGGCAGCGCCCCGCCCUCGUCAAACGCCCUCCCCAGGUCAAACUGGAGCCCCUCUGGUCCCCGGACCGAGGCCGUCCUCUGUCUGAGAUGCUGGACUUGGAUGUGGACCGGCACCGGCGUCUGGCCCGCGGCGCCGAGGAGGACGAGCAACAGUCCACCUUCAGCCAGUCCUUCGAGAACGACUCGGUGACGCCGCCGCAAGCGACCGAACUGUCCAACAUCACGGGGACGGGGAAUGACCACCAUCACCACGGCAACGCUUCCAGGCCUGAUGGCGACGCCCCCAGACUCUUCAACCCCUUCUACCCGCUGGUGGAUGGCUCGUACGCUGCCUACGCCGUGCUGUUCCUGGCCGGCCUGGUGCUGGCGGUGGGCGUGGUCGGAAACAUGGCGGUCAUGUGCGUGGUCUGGAACAACUACUACAUGAGGUCGGCGUGGAACUACCUGCUGGCCAGCAUGGCCUUCUGGGACUUCCUGGUCCUGGUGCUGUGCCUCCCUGUGGUGGUCCUGAACCAGCUCUCCCACAGGAGGAUCCUGGGCGACAUCACCUGUCGCAUGGUGCCUUAUAUGGAGGUCGUGUCUCUGGGCGUCACCUCCUUCACUUUGUGCGCUCUGGGGAUCGAUCGCUUCCACGCCGCCACCUCGUCGUCGCAGCCCAAAGCUCGGCGGGUGGAGCGCUGCCGCUCGGUGCUGCUGAAGCUGCUGCUGGUGUGGCUGGCCGCUCUGCUGCUGUCCAGCCCUGAGGUCUUCCUGUGGCAGCUGAGCCAGGCGGUGUCGCCGUCCACCGGCCGCCUGGUCGACUCCUGCACCAUCACGCCGUCGUCCCCGCUGACGCUCUACCUGCCUGACUCGCUGCACUCGCUGCUGCUCAGGUACCACCAGGGUCGGAUGUGGUGGUGUUUCGGUUGUUACUUCUGCCUCCCCGUCCUCUUCACCAUCCUCUGCCAAAUGGCCACUCGCAACGUCAACAGUGACUCCAGCUCCACCCAGAAGCAGCGUAACCAUGACGACCGGUCCUCCAACCAGAAGAGGCAGCAGCACCAGGCGGUGGAGCGCCAACUGAACUGCACACUGUUAGCGUUAGCCGUGGUGUACGGCGUCUGCGCUCUGCCCGAACACGUCUGCAACAUCACGCUGGCCUACACGCAUAUCACCGUCUCCGAGGAAACGGCAGCCAUGCUGGCGCUGUUACAUCAUUUCCUGUUGUUCUUCAAGUCAGCGGUGACGCCAGUGCUUCUGCUGUGUCUGUGUAAGGCGCUGGGUCAGGCCUUCAUGGACUGCUGCUGCUGCUGCUGUCAGGAGUGUCAACCCGCCACGGCUCAAGGUUCUCCAGGUUCGGCCAAACUGAAGGCGGCCAAUGAGACGUCCAUUUUCUUCGACAAGGCUAAAGACACGUCAGCCAUCUUGUCCAUCUCCAGCUAGAGCCCCCCCACCCCCACCCCCUUGUUUCACAUCAUCCUUCCUCUGUCCCUUUCAUUCUUAGUUUUCCAGUUUCCUUUGCCUUCCCUGUGAAUCCCUCUUGUCCUUUUCUUGUCCAUUCGUCCUCGUCCUCCUCUCAGUCCCCUUUGUUUGUAUGAUGUUCCUCUGUGGACUCGGGGUUCCUUUGUAUGAUGUUCCUCUGUGGACUCGGGGUUCCUUUCCUUCUGUAGUCAGAAUAUUGAAAUGUUGCUGUACUUGCACAUUCCAGCUGUUGUAAAAGCAGGAGCUGUCGAUCUGAACGGACCAUCCUUCAAAACUCGGACAGAAAAACCACACAUUCGGUCCUGGACGUCUUCCCUGGUCGGACAUGUUGGGAGGAGGCGGUGCUUCUUAAAGGAACAGGUGUUGAAUGUUGAUGAUGGAUCAGGACGUGAGCGGCUGCAGAACUGAACGUUCCACCGGUCUUUCAUUGUGUCCAGGUCCAAAAACCCUUCCGACAGCUGACGUUAGCGAGCGUUGGUGUCGGAGAAAAGAUUCUAAGAUAAAACAAAACCAAUUCAGGAUGUGACGGUACACGACGCUUCGACACUGACCACAACACUUUGAUGACAUUUAAAGAAUGUUGACUAGUCUGCGCAGGGUUAAGUCAUGAUAACUAGUACGACUAACUCCCACCAACCGUCAGCUCCGUUACAUCAUCAGAUAAAAAUGAGAUGACCGUUGGACUUUACGAUGAACGUCAGUGGGUUCGAGUCCAGCUUCAAACCGAACCCAGGAUGUUCCUGAACUGGGCUUUAGAUUCCAACCUUUAGAUUCCAGUUUUUCGAUUAGAAACGUAAUAAAAUGUAGAUGAGGUUCAUUCUGCAGCCGCUCAGACGUAACAAAUAAGAAGAACCACCUGGAAGUUGAAGAGGUUUGAUGGAACGUUAGCAGGAGUUUGUUCCACAGUUAAAUCUCCCACUUUCUGUUCAUUAUUACAUAAAAUUUACAGGAAUAUCUGAUUUUAGUCGUACGAGUAGUGGAAGACAAAAUGUUACUAAUUUAAUGUCAGAAAACUGGAGUUUCUUAUCCUUCAUUUACGACUUUCAUCUCAGAGAAUACCUUUUGAUUGAAAUAUUAAAAUUCUAUCGUAGAUCAGAUUUGUUUUUUUUUUCUACGUAUGUUGGGUGAAACUUCCACCUGAACCUGAGGCGGUCCAGGUUUACGGUGGUCCAGGAGGACCGGGUACCUGGAGGAGGAGACGUUUGUGUGAACAGGACUCUGACGUCCUCCAAGAUGAGGCGUCUGUUUGUGCAGACGUACGUCUGACUUUGUAGAAACCGAGUAUUAAUGUGUUUAACUGUGAAAAACGCUAACAUACGAGUAGAAGUGCGACUAAUGACGUGUGUAGAAAUGGAAGAAUAGUCAUGUUGAUGAAUCUGUCUAAUUCAGAGUCAGUAAAUUCAUGGUUUUGUGACGUUAAUGAGUCU
Molecule: messenger RNA, 3634 nt
Organism: Sphaeramia orbicularis (orbiculate cardinalfish)
Lineage: Eukaryota; Metazoa; Chordata; Actinopteri; Kurtiformes; Apogonidae
Product: G-protein coupled receptor 37-like 1
Exons: 4
Coding region: 672-2168 (498 amino acids)
Biological process (GO): adenylate cyclase-inhibiting G protein-coupled receptor signaling pathway; positive regulation of MAPK cascade
Cellular component (GO): signaling receptor complex; plasma membrane
Molecular function (GO): G protein-coupled peptide receptor activity
Source: RefSeq, a predicted model, not a curated record